CAUCUAACGCUUUAGUUAGUUUUUUAAAUUAUGUAAUGUGAUGGUAAGUUCAUAAUAUAAAUAGUAUAGGCCACAUUUUAGAUCUACUUUACCUGAACUCAAGAUGAGUCGAUCAACAAGUCUCCUGCAGCAGAUGACUAUCUUCAUCACCGUGGUUACUGGCGGAGGCUGCGCUAUGAUGUAUUACCUUAUGCAGAAAAAUUUUGGUAAAUCAGAGUACUACCGCCUGGCCCUUGAAGAGUUAAACAAUAAUUCUACAGCCAUGGCCAGUCUUGGUGCACCCCCUUUAAAAAUCCACAACAUCCAUUUAUCAGACAGACACAACCGCAUGGACCACAACAGUGCACAGUUAAAGAUUCCAGUUACUGGGUCAAAUACUGGAGGUUAUCUCUACACAUCUUCAACCAGAGACACUCUCAUGAACAGGUGGCACCUCCAGCAAGUGUUGUUGAAGCUCAGGGAGGGAGAGACUAUUGAGAUUUUCAACAAGACGGAAUCUCAAGAGUAACAUCACUCAGAAGAAAUUCCGCUCUUAUUUUAGACAUAUCUGUGAUUAUUGCGUAUUUAUUUAAUUUAAUCCUCUUUAUGAAAGGUGAUAAAUGACUUUGGAAAGUUCAGUUGGUUUGUGUCAUUUAAUACUGAGAUGUAAACUAGACAAAAUAAAAUCUGCAAAAUAAUGUUUGUAUUAUA
Messenger RNA from Triplophysa dalaica, 690 nucleotides. Its product is annotated as cytochrome c oxidase assembly factor 1 homolog. Gene Ontology annotation, cellular component: mitochondrial inner membrane. The coding region runs from base 104 to 508 and encodes 134 amino acids. Gene Ontology annotation, biological process: mitochondrial respiratory chain complex IV assembly; mitochondrial respiratory chain complex I assembly. The record is from RefSeq and is a predicted model, not a curated record. NCBI's taxonomy places the organism in Eukaryota, Metazoa, Chordata, Actinopteri, Cypriniformes, Nemacheilidae. The transcript has 5 exons.